This is a messenger RNA of Beta vulgaris subsp. vulgaris (sugar beet), 891 nucleotides long. RefSeq lists its product as uncharacterized. The transcript has a single exon. Bases 1 to 891 code for a protein of 296 amino acids. The record is from RefSeq and is a predicted model, not a curated record. NCBI's taxonomy places the organism in Eukaryota, Viridiplantae, Streptophyta, Magnoliopsida, Caryophyllales, Amaranthaceae.
AUGGAGAAUUUAGCUUCCUCUCAGGCACAACAAGUUGAAUACCAAACCAAGCAGAAUGAGUUCUUCAACAAUUCUCUCCAACAAAUCACUGCUCAUAAUAAAUUGAUGGAGAAUCAGAUGACCCAACUUGCCCAACAAAUAAGCCACCUCUCUAAACCUUCAGGCCAACUUCCUGAGCAAACUGAACCAAAUCCUAAGGGGCACAUCCAUGCCAUUUCAUUGAGGAGCGGUAAAGAAUUGCAAGAGCCUACAAAGAGGGUAACUGAGCAAAAGAACACUGCAAAAGAGGUUACAGAGUUGAGUGAGGAAGUUCAAGGGAAGACGGGUUUGGAAGAUGCAGAUAAGAAGACUGAGAAGGAGGAACCCACUGUCACUCCUAUGGAACCAUACAAGCCACCUGUUCCAUUCCCUCAAAGAUUGGCACAGGCGAAACUAGAAAAGAAAUAUGGGAAGUUCCUUGACAUCUUGAAGAAGCUACACAUCAACAUCCCUUUCUUGGAUGCCAUAUCUGAGAUGCCUUCCUACACUAAGUUUUUGAAAGACAUGCUCUCUAACAAACGAAAAUUUGAAGAGAAUGUCACUGUUUCACUAACAGUUGAGUGUAGUGCUAUUUUACAGAAUAAGCUUCCAGAAAAGCUAAGAGAUCCGGGCAGCUAUUCUAUUCCUAUCAAGCUUGGAGAUAUUGCAAUCAAGAAUGCUUUGUGUGAUCUUAGGGCUAGUGUUAAUAUCAUGCCUUUAUCCAUCUGUGAGCAACUCAACAUGGGCGAACUAAAACCCACACGCAUCUCUCUACAACUAGCUGACAGGACAGUGAAGUUCCCACUUGGUAUCCUUGAAGAUGUUCCUCUUCGAGUGGGUAAAUCUUUAUUUCCUGUGAUUUCGUUGUUAUAG